Molecule: messenger RNA, 954 nt
Organism: Anopheles aquasalis
Lineage: Eukaryota; Metazoa; Arthropoda; Insecta; Diptera; Culicidae
Gene: Ak3
Product: Adenylate kinase 3
Biological process (GO): nucleobase-containing compound metabolic process
Cellular component (GO): mitochondrion
Molecular function (GO): AMP kinase activity; ATP binding
Source: RefSeq, a predicted model, not a curated record
CUCGCCACAGCCUGCGCCUCGGUGCCGGUACCGUGGCCUGUGGGAAUAGUUUGUUGCUCGCCUGCUCAAGAUCGACAAGAGGAUGGCUAGUGGGAAGCUGUUCCGUGCCAUCAUCAUGGGAGCCCCCGGGUCCGGCAAGGGCACGGUUUCGGCGCGCAUCGUGAAGGGUUUCAACCUGAAGCACAUCUCGAGCGGUGAUCUGCUGAGAUCGAACAUAGCGAAAGGCACGGAGCUGGGACGGAUCGCCGACAAGUACAUCAAGGAAGGCAAGCUGGUGCCGGACAUUUACAUAACAAAGUGCAUCCUGAGUGAGCUCGAGCAGAUCCGAUCGCACUCGUGGCUGCUGGAUGGUUUCCCCAGGACACGUGAGCAGGCCGACGAUCUGUGGGGGCAGGAGCGCAUCGAUUCGGUCAUCAAUCUGGAUGUGCCAUUCGACGUGAUAAUCGAUCGGAUACAGAGCCGCUGGGUGCAUCUGCCUAGUGGGCGCGUGUACAAUGUUGGCUUCAACGACCCGAAGGAACCGGGCCGGGAUGAUGUUACCGGGGAACCGUUGAGCCAGCGACCCGACGACAAUCCGGUGGCCGUGCGUAACCGCCUCGAAGUGUACGACGCCUGUACCAGACCGAUCAACGAGUACUUUGAGCGCAAAGGGGUGUUGGCAACGUUCAAGGGAAGCACAACCGAUGAAAUUUGGCCGCAUGUAAAGAAAUACCUCGAAGCCAAACUACAAUGAAGCGACGAAUAUCGUGCUCCUAGGGUAGAGGGAGGUAAGGCGUUUGAGGGACAAUCGUUGGCCUCAGCUUGAUAAUUCCACAUAUCGUAGGUAGGGGUAGGGGUCCCCUAAAAAUAUCCGAUAAGAUAAUGGAAGCACAAAAUAGGUUAUUCAAGUAAUUCCAAAAACCGCGUGGCGACAAUAAACUCUUACAGUGGGUAAUAAAAUGAUGAAACAAUCAA